UAGAUGGCGCUGGCAUCUUUGCAAUGAUGGAAGUGUUUCUCUACAAUUCUACAGUUUGUAGAUUAUGUGGAGAAGAAAAUGAUAAUGGAACAUUGCUAUAUUCUUGUGAAGAAAAUACUCAAAACUUGGGUGAACUUAUCAAUACAUAUCUACCCCUGAAGGUAUCAGAUGAUGGCCAACUGCCCCGUACCAUCUGCCCCGGAUGUACUAUACAAUUGGAAGCUACUGUUGAAUUUUUUACUCUCAUCUACAAUGGCCAGAAAGUCAUCCGUGAACUUUAUCAAAGAGAGAAGGAGUAUAAAAGUAAUAAUGAAAUUUCCACCAUGACUGAAGAAAAUGUUUUAACGGACACAAUGGUCUAUGAAAUAACAACCGACGGCGUGUACCAAGAGGAGCACCCGGCGGCGCUAGCAGCCGCCGGUUUGGACAAGCCGAAGCGCAAGCGCGGCCGCCCGCCCAAGAAGACCAAGGCUAACAUGGAGAAGGCGCAGGCCCAGGAUACCGCCCUGAAGCAGGCGGAGCUACCCAAGACUGAGGCGGUGGAAACCACUGGCAAGCGGCGGAGGAAGACGCCCACGCGGUAUAAGGAAGCUGUUCAGGGCAAAGAGCUAGAGAGGAUAUUCAAAGAGGAGGGCGUGAUCGACGGAGAUGAAGACGAGGAAAACAAAGCCGAGGCCGAGCGCAAACGCCUGCCGAGAGAGCCCGAGGUCAUCGGCCAUAGAGAAGACUCUGGGGAACUCGUCGUGGUGGUUAAGGGCAAAGGCCGAGGCAGACCUAAGGGUCGCUCGCGCCAAGGUCCCCAAGAAUGCGACAUCUGCGGCCUCCAAUUCUCUUGCGUCGGCCGCUACAUGUCGCACGUGGCAUCGCACGGGCCGGUGCGCUACCGCUGCCGGGAGUGUGGUGCCACGCUGCCCACGCGCCUGCAGUUUGAACAGCACCAGGCGCGUGCAGGGCAUACAGGCCGCCUCGUGCUGCCCGCCGACGCGGACGAAGAGGUAGGUGGCCGCUGCAUGGUGGACGGACGACCUCGUGGAGGCAGCAGCCCGGUCGUCCAGGUAGCGACCAGCUGCCACGCGUCUGCAGUUUGA
Ostrinia nubilalis (European corn borer) is the source of this 1088-nucleotide messenger RNA. RefSeq lists its product as uncharacterized. Lineage: Eukaryota; Metazoa; Arthropoda; Insecta; Lepidoptera; Crambidae. Gene Ontology annotation, cellular component: nucleus. The transcript has 6 exons. The coding region runs from base 24 to 1088 and encodes 354 amino acids. Gene Ontology annotation, molecular function: zinc ion binding. The record is from RefSeq and is a predicted model, not a curated record.